AUGACAUUACACCAAACCAAGCUGAAAACAAACCAAGCUGAAAACAAAACAAUGAAAGACAAGAAAACAUUAAAUAAAGAGUCACUAUCAGUUAUUAAAAAGAAAACAACUAAACCAGUUUCUAAGAAGAAACAAAGGUCGCUUGCCAAAAGUGCAAAGGUCAUGAUAGAAAAGAUGAAUAAUAAUACUACAGAUGAUGACAUUAUGAACAUCAUGAUGUCCAUGGAGACGCAAACCGACACAAAGGCUGUUGCAAGUGGGAAUGAAUCAGAUGAGGCAGAGGAGCUGAAGAAACAACACGGCCUAACGAGUCUGAAGUCAGACAACUUGAAAAAAGAUCUGCUGAAUGACGAACGAACUCUCCAGAAGCAAGAACAAGUCAAAAAUGAUAUUUCAGAACAGCUCAAACUUAUUGAUCAAUUCACCCUUUGA
Molecule: messenger RNA, 432 nt
Organism: Pichia kudriavzevii
Lineage: Eukaryota; Fungi; Ascomycota; Pichiomycetes; Pichiales; Pichiaceae
Exons: 1
Coding region: 1-432 (143 amino acids)
Source: RefSeq, a predicted model, not a curated record